This is a messenger RNA of Rhea pennata, 1860 nucleotides long. RefSeq names its product kelch like family member 40 (gene KLHL40). Lineage: Eukaryota; Metazoa; Chordata; Aves; Rheiformes; Rheidae. The record is from RefSeq and is a predicted model, not a curated record. Gene Ontology annotation, cellular component: I band; A band. Gene Ontology annotation, molecular function: protein binding. Bases 1 to 1860 code for a protein of 619 amino acids. Gene Ontology annotation, biological process: skeletal muscle fiber development; negative regulation of protein ubiquitination; negative regulation of proteasomal ubiquitin-dependent protein catabolic process. The transcript is spliced from 6 exons.
AUGGCUCUGCCUUUUGAUCAAGCGGAGGAACUGCGCCUCUACCAGCAAACUCUUCUCCAGGAUGGACUCAAAGACAUGUUGGACCACAGUAAGUUUCUGGACUGUGUCUUAAAAGUCAAGGGGAAGGAGUUUCCCUGCCAUCGACUGGUGCUGGCAGCUUGCAGCCCGUACUUCCGGGCAAUGUUCCUUUCAGACAUGGAAGAGAGCAAAAAGAGGGAGGUCAGUCUGGAAGAUGUCGAUCCGGAUGUCAUGGGCAAGAUCCUCCACUAUAUCUACACCUCUGAGUUGGAGAUCACAGAGCAGAAUGUGCAGGACAUCUUCUCCGUGGCCAACAUGUUCCAAAUCCCCUCCAUCUUUACUGUUUGUGUGUCCUUUCUGCAGAAACGGCUUUGUCUCAGCAACUGCUUGGCUAUCUUCAGGCUGGGGCUGAUGCUGGACUGUGCCCGGCUGGCUGUAGCAGCUCGGGAUUUCAUCUGCGACCGCUUUGCACUGGUUUCCCGGGAUGAGGAGUUCUACCAGCUCUCCCCAGAUGAGCUCAUUGCUAUCAUCUCCAGUGAUUCCCUCAACACUGAGAAAGAGGAGAUAGUCUUUGAAGUGGUGAUGAAGUGGGCAGGGACCAAGGACUGUGAGAGCCGGCAGAAGGCACUACCUGUUGUCUUUGAAAGCAUCCGCUUCCGCCUCAUGCCCAAAGACUACAUCAAGGACCAUGUGGAGAAGCAUGCCAUGGUGAAGUCCAGCCCAGAGCUGCUCAAGAAACUGCAGAUGGUGAAGGAUGCCCAGCAAGGCAAAUUCACUGUGGUGAAGAAGAAGAAAGUGAAGAAAAGCAGUGAAAAGCAAUCAAAAGACAAUAUUGUCAAUGGAGCAGUAGACGAGGAAGAAGAGACAGAGGAGGAUGCCCUUCCAGGAAUCUUAAAUGACACAAUGCGCUUUGGGAUGUUCCUCCAGGAUCUCAUUUUCAUGGUGAGUGACAGUGGAGCAGUGGCCUACGAUCCCACCGCCAAUGAGUGUUAUUUUGCCUCCCUGUCUGCUCAGAUCCCGAAGAACCACAUCAGUCUGGUGACCAAAGAAAACCAGAUCUUCAUUGUGGGAGGACUGUACUACAAUGAAGAUAACAAAGAGGACCCCAUGAGUUCCUACUUUCUACAGUACGACCACCUGGACUCAGACUGGCUGGGAAUGCCCCCACUGCCCUCUCCUCGCUGCCUUUUUGGCCUGGGAGAGGCAGAAAACUCCAUUUUUGUGGUUGGUGGGAAAGAACUGAAAGAGGGAGAAAAGACCUUGGACUCUGUCUUGUGCUACGACCGACUGUCCUUCAAGUGGGGUGAAGCCGACUCUCUUCCCUAUGCAGUCUACGGCCAUGCAGUGGUAUCGCACAAGGACCUCGUCUAUGUCAUAGGCGGCAAAGGAAGUGACAAGAAGUGUCUGAAGAAGAUGUGUGUCUACAACCCGAAUAAGUUUGAGUGGAAGGAGCUGGCUCCCAUGAAAACUGCCCGGUCCUUGUUUGGAGCGACUGUGCACAAGGACAAAAUCUACGUGGCGGCUGGCGUGACUGACUCUGGCUUGACGAACUCAGUGGAAGUGUAUGACAUUGCAACCAACAAGUGGGACUCCUUCACGGACUUCCCUCAGGAGCGCAGCUCAGUCAGCCUGGUGAGCUUGUCUGGGGUACUCUACCUGCUCGGGGGAUUUGCCACGGUGGAGACGGAGUCAGGAGAGCUGGUGCCAACUGAGCUGAACGACGUUUGGAGAUAUGAUGAAGAACAGAAGAAGUGGGAAGGGGUCCUCCGAGAGAUUCAGUACGCUUCUGGUGCCACUUUCCUUCCCGUGCGCCUCAACGUUUUGCGGCUAACAAAGAUGUGA